Molecule: messenger RNA, 2303 nt
Organism: Clarias gariepinus (North African catfish)
Lineage: Eukaryota; Metazoa; Chordata; Actinopteri; Siluriformes; Clariidae
Gene: chst2a
Product: carbohydrate (N-acetylglucosamine-6-O) sulfotransferase 2a
Exons: 2
Coding region: 354-1742 (462 amino acids)
Biological process (GO): sulfur compound metabolic process; N-acetylglucosamine metabolic process; carbohydrate metabolic process
Cellular component (GO): Golgi membrane
Molecular function (GO): N-acetylglucosamine 6-O-sulfotransferase activity
Source: RefSeq, a predicted model, not a curated record
AACAGGAGGUGCUUCUGCUGCUCGGAGCAUCACAUUCAGCUCGGUGUCCAUCCCAGGAACGAGAUAUUCUCUCUCUCUCUCUCUCUCUCUCUCUCUCUCUUUAAUGCCUGGAUGUUCCAUCUUCACAACGAGGUUGUUUUUAUUAACCUACAGCGUGAGAGAGAUCUAAAGAAGACAGCUCAGGGAUGCUGCCUGGUUCCCGGUUCCCCUGGAGAACUGCAGCCUAAUUAACCCAAUAUUGAUCAAAUGGGCCCAAUUGGGACUCGUCCUCAUCCUCAUCCUCAUCUCGUCCGUCCUCAGGCACAACACUCCUGCCCCUGCUAACAGCGCACUGUGACAUCAUUCUGCCCUAAAUGAAAAACAAGGCAUCCUUUCUUAAGCCAUCAUGGGAGAAAGCGUUCAGAAAGAAGCCCAGGACGUACAACUGCAGGACCAACACCAGGAUCAUUGCCAACCCUGGACUGGUGUUCAAAGUGCUGCGUCGCAAGAAGAUCGUCGUCUUUCUCGCCUACUUCGUACUUCUCGCGCUGACCAUGCUGAACCUGGCUAACUACAAAUGGGCCACGGAGUCGCAAGCGUGCAGCCUCCAAGUGAGCGAUAACACGAACGUCCCGCACAGACCGAACCGCCACGCCGUCUACCGAGCGCCGCCGGUGAAGAAGAGGCAACUCGUGUACGUCUUGACCACGUGGCGCUCGGGUUCGUCCUUCUUCGGCGAGCUUUUCAACCAAAACCCUAGUGUGUUCUUUUUGUACGAGCCGCUCUGGCACAUUUGGCAGAAACUGUACCCUGGAGAUGCAUUGUCACUCCAAGGAGCACAAAGGGACAUGCUUAGGGCUUUGUACAAGUGUGAUUUCUCAGUUUUUCAGUUGUACAACACUCAACCUGGGAACAAUAUAACCACUCUGGGAGUCUUUGGGGCGCCGUUUAAUAAAGUCAUUUGUUCCUAUCCUCUUUGCUCGUUUUAUAAGAAGGAUGUGGUGGGAAUGGUUGACGAAAACGUGUGUAAAAAGUGUCCACGUCAGAGCCUUCAAGCUUUGGAGAAGGAGUGCCUAAAGUAUGACACCGUCGUGAUUAAAGGCGUGCGCGUUUUGGACAUCAAUGUCCUGGCUCCUUUGAUGGAGGACCCUUCGCUCAAUCUGAAAGUGGUCCAUUUGGUGCGCGACCCACGGGCCAUCGCCAACUCCAGGAUUCGGUCCAAGUACGGCCUGAUUCGGGAGAACAUGCAAGUGAUACGCAGCAGGAACCCGAAGGUCCGGCGUGUUCCGAUGGCUGACCCGAACCACAAAACCAGCAGGAAAGAUAUUUCGGACUACCAUGCCAUCGGAGCCCUGGAGGUCAUUUGCGAGCACAUGUCCAAGACUCUGAACACGGUCCUGAGCGCUCCUAGCUGGCUCAAUGGCAAGUACCUCAUGGUGCGAUACGAGGACUUGGUGGAAAAACCAGUCAGGACUUUAAAGUAUGUUUACCGCUUUGUAAACCUGACAGCUGGUCACGACAUGGAAGCUUUCGUCUUGAACAUGACUAGUGGCCACAGUAACUCUGCCAAACCCUUUCAGGUUUCAUCCAGGAACGCGACGCUGGCUGCUAACACGUGGAGAACGGUGCUUAGCCUCCAACAGAUCCGGCAGGUGGAGGACUACUGUCGUUACGGCAUGUCCGUUCUUGGAUAUGUACGUGCUCGUACGUUGUGGGAGGUGAAAGACCUGAGCAAGAGUUUAUUAACCUUUCCCAAGGUUUGAACACUUUGUAAUGGUCUACAGUCACAAAUUGAAUGGAGUGUAUUGACAUUUCCAUGCUGUCUAAAUCACAUGGUGUUGGGUUCUAGAGUAUACUUGGUGCCAUUUGAUCAAACGUACAGUACCUUGCAUUUGUUGCCAGAUUUACCAUUUCAGCUGUGCCAAGGUGUAUAUAGACUCAGAAAGCUGAUAUUGCUUUAUACCAAGCACAGGUUUCGAGGUUUCUUCUUUGCUAUUCACUCUAUUGAAACAGACAGCCUGCAACAACAUUUCACACCAAGUGUGUACGUGGGAUGUGGUGAGGCUUUUUGUGAAGAGUUGGACGGUUGGAAACCCACUCUAUUGACUCUAUGCCUUCUGAUAUAAAUAUAAAUAUUUAAUUAAGCAGGGAGUAUAUCAUGCUUUUAUAGACUUUGGGGUCUGGAUUUUUAACGACUGUAUAAUGUACAGCAAAUAACAUGAACUUAUUUCUGGUUAUGAUUUGAGUAAAUGAAUAAAUGAAUGAAGUGCCUUGUUUGGAAGGAUAGAAAAAAUCAUUGAUUGUAAUGAAAGACCAAAAAAUAA